Messenger RNA from Podarcis lilfordi (Lilford's wall lizard), 6425 nucleotides. Lineage: Eukaryota; Metazoa; Chordata; Lepidosauria; Squamata; Lacertidae. The record is from the annotation of a GenBank genome assembly.
CCAGAGUUUGCAGAAAGCUUUGGAUGACGCAGGCCGCUUAUUUAUUCGGAGCGCUUCUUGCCCGCCUUUUUUGCGAGUGAACCCGGAAUUUGCUUCUCAGGGCGACUCUUCCCUUUUGUUCCCUCUUUGUUCACCUCCCUCUUCGGGUUGCCGCGGUAACCCCAGUCAGAUUCUUCCCCGCCCACUUCAGGCCCCGAGCGGUCAUAUGACCAGCGGCACUUCCAAGAUGGCGUCCUCCCUGAAGGUGGGACCUGCGCUGCGGGGGCUCCUGCGGGGCUCCGAGGCACAGCGGCUGCCGGAGGAGCUGCGGGCCGAGCUGGAGGCGGCCCUGGCCGAAGAGGAGCCCCGCUUGUCCUUCCACUUCGUCCGAAAGCUCCACCGAGCGCUGCGGGAGGCGGGUGAGGAGAGCCCUCCCCCGGGGACUUGAGGCAGGGGUCGUGAUCUUUGACCUUCGAGACGGAGGGGCAGUUCGCCUCCUCUAAUCCCUGUCCGAAAGAGGCUGCCUUCUUUCCUCCACCCCCUGUGUGCUUCCUCUCCAGUAAACUAACUAACGCUUAGAAGGGGCACCUGCAUAUCGAUCUACAGCGGUACCUCGGCUUACAUACCCUUCAGGUUACAUACACUUCAGGUUACAGACUCCGCUAAUCCAGAAAUAGUACCUCGGGUUAAGAACUUUGCUUCAGGAUGAGAACAGAAAUCGUGCUGCGACGGCAGCGGGAGGCCCCAUUAGCUAAAGUGGUUAGCUUCAGGUUAAGAACAGUUUCAGGUUAAGAACGGACCUCCGGAACGAAUUAAGUACUUAACCCAAGGUACCACUGUAAUUGUAUUCAUGUCAUGUGUUUCCAUAAAGGAGCUCAAGAUAACGUACAUGGUUCUUCUCCCCACCCCACCCUGGUUAUUUUAUCUUCAGAACACUCCUGUGAGGUUGCUUAGACAGAGAGAGAGAGUGACUGACCCAGGGCCACCCAGUGAACUGACUCAUGGCUGAGUCGGCAUUCGAACCUUGAUCUGCUUGGUUUCUCUGCCCAAGACUCUUAACCACUACACCACACUGACUCUACACUCAAAACACUACUACACCAUACAUAGCAUAGGGUGCGCCAUGGUAUACACACUUAUUGGGGAACAAAAUACAUUGAAAUGGGGGUGAAUAGUAAAGGGAAACAAAGCCCAUGUGGUGCCCUAGUAGAGUGUUGGACUGGAGGGUGGGGGGUGAGAGAGGCAGGACCCUUUACCAUACCUUACAGGCUUGUUAGGAUACAAGUGUUCAAAUUUCCAACCAGUUAUGAAGGGCUUGCUUGGUGACCUUGGAGCCAGUCACUAUCUCUCAGCCUAUCCGACCUUACAGGUUUGUCAUGAGGAUGAAAUGGUUUCCCUCCUGUGCACAUGUGGAAGGGCAGGACUUCAAUCCUAAAUUCUCCAGUUAAAAGAAUCAAGGUGAAAACCUUCUUCACACCUGAGACCCUGGAGUGCAGCUACCAGUCAAAGCAGACAGUACUGGCCUAAGUGGACAAAGAAUCCGACCUAGGAUAAGGCCAUUUCCUAUGUGCAUAACAUUAUAUCUUUCAAAUUCCUUUGGCCCAGAAUUCUUAUUGGUGACACACCUUUUUUUUACUCCUAGGUUCUCAGGUAUAUCUUCAUGAACUGCUGGAAGGCAGUGAGAUCUUCCUUCCUGAAGAGAAAAAGCCUCCCAGGGUUUGUAUGAAGCACUUACUUUUUUAAUAAAAAUAACUAGGUGGUUGGAAUCUCUGUGGCUUCUGAUGUAUAAAAGGCUUUGAUAAGGAGAUAACUUUGCAUCUCCAAACACACAGAAAUUUCUAGUUACAUGUAUCUUAGGAAGCCUAAAUCUCUCCACUCUCCCAACAAAUAUUUGUCAUAAAACAGUGAAAUUGCUGUUCCAUUGCAAGUUUGUCUUCUGUUUCAGAAUCCAGAAUUAGUAGCCCGGUUAGAGAAGAUCAAGGCCAAGCUAGCCAACGAGGAAUACAAGAAGAUAACAAGGAACAUCAACUGCCAGGUGAGGGGAAAAUAGAAACCUGAACUGUCCCACCCUUAGCAAAGAUCAGCCUGAUCUUACUUAAGCCAUCUACGUGAUACGGCUCUGCUUUGAGGAAGGGUUGGUGGAUGUGGGUACAGACCCUCAGUGAAGGGCACAGGGGUUCUGGAACUAAGAAUUUGUGUUAAGAAUGCAAAUGAACAUAAUAAAGAUUAAGCUUCAGGGUGAGGCCCUUUCCUUUGGGGAGGGAACUGGAGCUCAGUGGUAGAGCCCCUGCUUUGCAUGCAGAAGGUCCCAGGUACAACCCCCAAUGGCUCUAGGUAGGGCUGGGAGGACUCCCUGCCUGAAACCCUGGAGAGCCUCUGCCAGCGUAUGCAGUAUUGAACUAGAGGGACACAGAUCUGGGUCAGUAUAAGGCAGCUUCCUAUUUUCCUGUUCAUAGAGUUGCUAUAUAGGCAGCUAAUCUCUGGUUAGCAUUAAGUAUAUGUGAUGUGACUAGCGCAGUUACUGUAGUUUCUGCUGUGGGAGUUGGGUCACAGAGCUCCACAUUUUAUAUCUGAUGGCCUAGGUGACAUUUUCACACCACACCUGGGAAGAAGGGAAGGCCUUUAUUUGCCUUGGUCCUGAAGCUGCUUCGUUGCCAAGCAGAACAGAGGAAAGCCCUGUAAGAAGCUAACAAACUCUUCUCCCUCUUUCUUUUAGGAACUGAACCGAUACGGCACUUUGGCUGACCUUGGAAGGCAAGGUGGGUUUCUGUGUUAAGAGCAGGUGGCAUGUUGAGACAAGGAGAGGACAGAUGGAUGGGUGGUUGUGAGAGAGGGAAAGUAAGGUGGCAGAAAGGGUGGGGUGGGAACUGCAGGAAGGGGAGAGGAGACUCCCAAUUUAACCUUAGUUAAAUUGAUAGCAGCUCCUAUGCAUGUCUUUUCAGAAGUAAUGCCCAUUCAUUGGAAUGGGACAUAUCUCAAGUAAGUAUGCACGAGACAGCAACUUUAGUAUUCCAGUCUUGAUUUGAAAUUUAUUCCAUAAAAUUUAUAUACCAUUUGAUUGUGAAAAAAACCAAAACUUUAAAGCAGUUUACAAAAAAAGGAGAAAAGACAAAGAAAAAAUAGCAAUAAGCACAUUUUGAAAGUUACAUUAACAAUAGGAACAGAUGAAAACUCACAUCAACUUUCUUAAUGUCUGAGUAGAGUCGAAUGAAUUCUGCUUUUAUUUAGUCGCUUAAGAAAUAAAAUAAAGUAAAAGUCUUUGCAAACUAAGAGGGAAAACAACCCUUUUCAUUUUAGAACCACGAAAAUAUGUUACUUCAAUGUGGGAGAAUCUGAGGAGUUUCUUCAAGCUUCGGCUUCCAAAAAAGGGGAAAUCAAGUGCAGCUGCCCCCUAUGUUAGAUUCUGAGGGGGAUGAACUUUUCCCAGAAAUCCUGCUCAUUUUAAUUUCAGGCAAGUUGACGUUGUGGGGGGCAGGAGUCACAGAGAGAAGGGAGUUGAAGAGGCAGGGAAGGCGGCACAAGAUGGAAGAAAGAGCAGAGCAAAAAAGGAAAGGGAGAGGGAGACUGAGAGGUGAUAGCAGCAGCAGCUGAAAGGAAAGCAGAAGAUGCUGAGAGAGAGGGUAGAAAUGUUUGAGGAGAUGAAGAGAACCUAAGAAGAGCCUGCUGGAUCAGGUCAAUGCCCAUCUAGUCCGGGAUCCUAUUCUCACAGUCACCAGCCAGAUGCCUGUAGGAAACCAGUAAGCAGGAUUCAAGCACAAGAGCAACUCUCCUCUCCUGUGGUUUCCAGCAACUGGUAUUCAAAAGCAUUGCUGCUUGUGACAGUGAAGGCAGAUCAUAGCCAUCCUGGCUAAUAGCCCUUUAGGAAUUUGCUCAAUUCUCUUUCAAUGCCAUCUUUUCAAUGCCUUGUGGCAGGGAGUUCCAUAGUUUAGCUGUGUGCUGCUUUAGGGGUUGGACUAGAUGCCCCAGAGGUCCCUUCCAAGUCUCCAACUCCAUGAGAAAGAAAGGAGGCAGUGAAGGUUAUGGAAAGUGAGAGAGAAGCUUUUUGCUGUUGUUAAGGAAAGGCAGACAUAAUGGUGGUGAUGACUUGUUCUCUUGCUCAGUAUCAACCACGGGCAUAGAGAAAAGGGUUUAGAAGUUUUGGCCAACUACAGUGGUACCUCGGGUUAAGUACUUAAUUCGUUCCGGAGGUCCGUUCUUAACCUGAAACUGUUCUUAACCUGAAGCAUCACUUUAGCUAAUGGGGCCUCCUGCUGCCGCCGCACAGAGCACAAUUUCUGUUCUCAUUCUGAAGCAAAGUUCUUAACCCGAGGUACUAUUUCUGGGUUAGCGGAAUCUGUAACCUGAAGCGUAUGUAACCUGAAGCGUAUGUAACCCGAGGUACCACUGUAUUAAAUGAAAGAUUGGUUAACUUGGUUCAAACUACUACAUAUAAUAUUGGAAAAAACAAUAGCAUGCCAGUACCUCAAUAUGUGUAAUAUGUGGUGAGACUCCAGUACUGUUAAGUUAAAACUGAAAGUCAGAAUGGGUCCAGCGUUCCUGUUUGGGGGUCAGAGGUGGGUCUCGGGUCUGGAUUGGUUAAAGACCAACAGGUGUAGACAAUAAAAAGCUCUAGGGAACGCUGUUCCAACUUGUAUUAUGGCAGCUGCCUCUGUUCCUGUUGAAAGCCAGUUCCUUUGGUCAGAACCAUGAGGGCUGUUAGGAAAAGGGCUGCAUGUUCCUGGCAGAGACCCCACUUUCCAUGCCUGUGGCCCCAGGCUGGGCUGGGAAAGAGCCCCUGCCUGAGACCCCAGAGAGCAACUUCUGCCGGUCAGGGCAGGCAGUCCUGAACUGGAUGGCCCUAUUUGCUUAUUUCAUAACGUUUACACGCUGCUUGAUUGUAAAAGAAACCCCAAAUCUGCAAGUUAAAACUUUCAAAAAGUUAAAAUAACAAUUGACUAAAAACUAGCGUAGGCUUGUCUAAAGAAUGUUUUUAGCAGGCGCUGAAGAGAGUACGGGGAAGGCAAAUGCUUGAUAUCAGCAGGCAGGGAGUUCCCAAGUUUUCAAUGUUCUAACCCAGUAUAUAGCAGCUUCCUGUGAGGCGAGGAGGAGCACUGCAGUGGGGUAAUGAGGUGGGGUGGGGGUGGGCAAAGCUCAUUUAAGAGGGACAGGGGAUUGCCUUUCCUUCUUAGGGUUUCAGUCAUAGGGAAUUUGGCCUGGGUCACACACUCUGCCUCUGCUUUUCCCAGUGAGGUCCACCAAAGCCUUGGUUGUCACCAUCGUCAACUUCCUGGUCACUGUGGGAGCCACGUUUGCGUGCACCUACCUGGGCUCUCAGUACAUCUUCGUGGAAAUGGCACCGGUGAGUGGCAGCUGGGCCGGGGGGGACCAUACAGGGGGCAGGGAGAGACCUAAGGAAAGCUCUGGAUAUUCCGUGGGUGGGGGGUGAAGGGCAGCUCUCUUGAACAACAUAUAGUUUAACCUUCCAAGGACAUUGACAAGCUGGAACAUGCGCAGUUUCGAAUCCAAAAAAAACAAAGGUUCUGACUCUAAUGCUAGACGCAACCCCCCCCAAAGGGUACAGAUUAGCCCCGACCCCCCAAAAAGUCCAGAGCGGAAGCAAGGCAGGAUGUCUCUCAACUGCAACUCACCUGGCGGAGGUGUCUGAGGCUGAGCUGACUUCCUUUCCCCCCUUCCUUCCAGCGUGUCCUGUCCGCCGUGGUUGUGGCCUCCGUCGUGGGCUUGGCUGAGCUCUACGUGAUGGUUCGGAACCUGGAAGGAGAACUGGGGGAGCCGUAGCCAAGGAGCCCUUCCUGGCUGGCCUUUCUCUCGGCCUGCUCUCCAUCCUUGCUGCUCCCCACUCGUGGCCGGGUAGGUGGGCUCGGCCCCCAGAGGCCACCUGCAAAUCCCAGUACAAACUACCAAGGAGGAACAGGACAUUCUCAAUGCAGCUUCCUCUUGCAGCUACAGACAAGUCGGCUCCUUUUCCUUCCCCUGAGGCCUCUGUGCUUUUCCUUUCCCCAACAGGCCUCCCUUUUCUCUGGCACAAGUAAUCUGGUGUGUUUUCAGUAGUGUGGGGGUUUUUCCCUGCAGGCCCUGAAGCUGCAAAGGGUCCAGGACUGGGGGAUAGCAACUUCACAACAACAGGAGGAGAUUUUCCCUCUUGUUUCUGUCACACCCGCAAGCUGGAAGGUUGCUGUUUCCAAAGCGUUGGCCACCUGAGCUGGCAGUGCUAGGGAGGGUGCCCAUAGCGAUUAGUUUUGUUGCCCUUUGGCAAACACAAAGGGACACACCAUUUUGCUGUUACACCAAGCCCAGCAAGCAACCGUGAACGGCCGCGUCCUACCCCUUACAGUUUGGAGAUGCUUCCCCCCCCUCCGCAAACCGCCAUACCCCGGGUGUCGUCUUAAUGUAUAGAAAUCAACCUUUGGUGUGUGCAAUAAACGGAUCGGAAUCUGUUGAAGCUGCAA